AAACCAGACAUCUGUUCUGAACGGAGAGAAGCGAUUCCGCUGCAUAUAGCGGCAUUUCAGGCUUCUUAGUUCAGCUUUUUAACAAUAUAACGUAUAGCUAUUUGUACUGCUACAUGCAGUGUAUAUGUAAUUAAUUGUAUUUAUAUAUAGCUAAUUGUAUUUACAAUUUUAGAGUCUAUUUAGCAAGCUGAAAUGACAACCAUGUUGAUGCUUUUGAUGCCCGUAUUGGUCGCAUCAAUUUUUGGCGAGUCCUCCGUUUAUUUCCGAGAAGAAUUUGAGGAUGGAGAUGCAUGGAAAAGCCGAUGGGUGGAAUCCAAACACAAGUCAGAUUAUGGGAAGUUUGUUCAUACUGCUGGGAAAUUCUAUGGUGAUGUGGAGAGAAACAAAGGUCUUCAAACCAGCCAGGAUGCUCGCUUUUACUCUGCAUCCUCCCGCUUUGAGUCCGUCAGCAACAAAGACCAGGCACUGGUAAUCCAGUUCACUGUGAAACAUGAGCAGAACAUUGACUGUGGUGGAGGAUACAUCAAGCUGUUCCCAGCUGAUCUCAACCAGGAGGAAAUGCAUGGAGAUUCUGCAUACAACAUCAUGUUUGGUCCUGACAUCUGUGGUCCCGGUACUAAGAAAGUUCAUGUGAUCUUCAACUACAAAGGCAAGAAUCACUUAAUCAACAAAGACAUAAGAUGCAAGGAUGAUGAAUAUACCCACCUGUACACACUGAUAGUCAAUCCGGGUAACACCUACGAGGUGAAAAUCGACAACAAGAAAGUUGAGUCUGGAAGCCUAGAGGAGGACUUUGACUUCCUUCCCCCCAAGAAGAUAAAGGACCCUGAUGCUGAGAAGCCAGAUGACUGGGAUGAGAAGGAGAACAUUGAUGACCCUGAAGACAAGAAACCGGAUGAUUGGGAUGUUGCUGAGAACAUCCCUGACCCUGAUGCCAAGAAGCCUGAUGACUGGGAUGAUGAGAUGGAUGGUGAGUGGGAGCCUCCCAUGGUCACGAACCCGGACUAUAAGGGGGAGUGGAAACCCAAACAAAUUGACAAUCCUGCCUACAAGGGGAAAUGGGUGCACCCUGAAAUUGACAACCCAGAAUACACUGCUGACCCUGAAAUCUACCAAUAUGCCAGCAUGGGGGUGAUUGGAUUGGAUUUGUGGCAGGUUAAGUCAGGCACUAUUUUUGACAAUUUCCUCAUCACCAAUGACCCAAAACUUGCAGAAGAAGUGGGGAAUGAGACAUGGGGUGCAACAAAGGACCCUGAAAAGAAGAUGAAGGACAGUCUGGAAGAGGAGGAGAGAAAGAAACGUGAUGCAGAAGAGGUAAAUAUAAAGGAGGAAGAUGAAGAUAAAGAGGAGAGGGAUGAGGAAGAAUAUUACGAUGAAGAGGAAGAAGAGGGAGAAACAGACUCUAAACUCAAGGAUGAGUUAUAAACUCAAACAGGAACUUCUGAAAAGGAACCCUGUCUACUAUGAGCCAUUGGUGCAAGGCUGGAGAUUGGGCUUUAUUGGACAUUCUUUUUCGUCAUUGAAGCUGCACAUUUAUGUUUUGGUGUGAAGCUAUUGUUUUAAUUACAUGACAAGGGAAUGGGUACAAACUAAGGACAGCAAUUAUAUUGUCUGUUGCUAUGGGAGUUCAGAUUUGUCAAGGUUGGAGAUGUUAAAGAUUUUUUUUAAUCUUUAGAUUUGAGACAAGUGUUGUCUGGCAGUGAUGUUAUGUCAGCAAUUGUUUUUGAGAAGUGAACUUUCUCCUCUGUAAACAAAGCUCUACUGCUAACCUUAAAUAGUUUUCUUACUUAAGGAUAAUGACCAACAAUUUCCUGACUAAUCUUUACAGCAAAUAGUGUAUUGUUGGUCUUAAUCGGACACAUUUUUGUGCCUGUAGCCCAAAGGGGGGUGUGUGGCAUUAAGAUGGCAUCUCUCUUGUGUAUUGGAUAUGGCUGAAAGUCUAAUGCUUUUCCUUUUCUGCAUAUGAUUUUCAACAGUGCUGAGCGAUUACCAGAAAUGUUUACUUUUUCGGUUUUCAAACAACUAAGGGACUGACGAAUUCAAUUAUUUGAAUUACAUUUGUUUGUUUUUCUCAAUGGGCACAUUGGAGAAACUUCAAAGAUACAUCUGAUCCUGCCUGAACUGUGCGAUGUUGUAGUUCCCAACAUUCUACUACUUAGUUUUAAAAUAAAAAUAUUUAAACUACAAUGACCCAUUGCGCAUCUACCUGUCGGGUCUGUUUCUUUUACGCCUGCUACGGAAGAGGCAGAAAAAUGCGAGCUCGUGAGGGGUUAUAGAGAGCAGCUGUUGCUCUGCGAGGUGUCUCUACUUGACAAUACAUGAUCUAAGUGAUCGUCAUAAAUAUGUCUUUACUUUGAACUACAUUAAAAAAAAAAUGUUGUUUAGAUGGCAUAUGCAGCAGCUAUGUAGUCAUGAGAGAAAGUCGUCAAAUAAAACAUAUGUACACUGAAAUAUUGUAACGUGAAAUUAUGGUUAACUGAUAAGCAGUAACGAACAGUCACUACCAUCAUCAUACUUAUAUUAAUUGUUUCAUUCUGUUACAGCAUUCAACACAAAUAAUCGAAAUAGAACACCAUGGUUACUGUUUAAACAAACCGAUACCUGAUCCGACCUCAAAGCACUAAUCGUUCAGCACAGAGGUGUGCUUGAUUUAGGGUAACUACUCAUUUUUUUCACGAAUGGAACUGCUCAAGCACAUUCAAGCUACCGUAAAUCAAAUUUUAUGAAAAAUAAAUCAGAUUGCAUGUCUAAAGACGUUCAGAUAUUCUAAAACACGAAGCAGGAGGGAGUGAUGUUAGUCUCUUGAUAUGUUUAUUUUGGGGGCAAUGUCAAUUUAUGUUGUGAUAUUACCCGUUUGGUUUUUAAUGCCAACGUUUCUGCACUGCUGUACCCACGAGACUUGUCCCAAGCUGAUUGGAUUUGACCCUUUUGUAAAACAUAUUUUGUACUGGGGAGGAUAUGGAUGGAUCAUUUAAUUGUGCAAGAAAGAAAUUCUGAUACACAUAUUACUGUCCAAUAAUAAAACAUAAAGGAAGUGA
Molecule: messenger RNA, 3038 nt
Organism: Oncorhynchus tshawytscha (Chinook salmon)
Lineage: Eukaryota; Metazoa; Chordata; Actinopteri; Salmoniformes; Salmonidae
Gene: calr
Product: calreticulin
Exons: 9
Coding region: 193-1425 (410 amino acids)
Biological process (GO): protein folding
Cellular component (GO): endoplasmic reticulum membrane; endoplasmic reticulum
Molecular function (GO): calcium ion binding
Source: RefSeq, a predicted model, not a curated record